UUUGUAGUUCUCGCGCCUCUGAGUCUCUGCCGCGAUUCAUCUUGGGACUCUUGGGACUUCCGUGACCAGCAAGAGCUCCGAAGUGAGAAACGAAGGGAUAAAGAGAUUAAACCAGAAGAAAAUGAUGUGGUGACUGUUUUUGAGCCCAGCUAUUCCAUACGGAAUGCAGUGUAUGCAGUGUCCCAUGCCCUCCAUAAAACGCUGUUGAGCAAAAUUGAAAUGGGACCUAAAGAAGACAGAAACAUGGACUGGCUUCUUCCAUGCCAGACUGCAUUGACCUACAAUGAUGUGCAUGUGAACUUCACUCGAGAAGAGUGGGCUUUGCUGGAUCCUUCCCAGAGGAAUCUCUACAAAGAUGUAAUGCUGGAGAUCUACAGGAACCUCAUUGCUAUAGGCUACAAUUGGGAAGGUCAUAAUAUGGAAGAUCAUUGUCAAAGUUCUAGAAGAUAUGCAAGGUAUGAAAACAGUGAAAGCGGAGACAAACCCUCUGAAGAUACUCAAUAUAAUGAAAUAUUUGCACCUCACAGUAGUUCCCACACAUAUGAAAGUAUCCAUACUGUUGAGGAUCGGUAUGAAUGUAACCAGUAUGGGAACGCCUUUACACAGAACAGUCAUCUCCUAAGACAUAAAAGGACACAUAUAGGAGAGAAACUUCAUGAAUGUACCCAAUGUGGUAAAGCCUUUGCAUGUAACAGUGAUCUCCUAAGACACAAAAGAACUCACACUGGAGAGAAACCUUAUGAAUGUAACCAGUGUGGUAAAGCCUUUGCAUGUAAAAAUGAACUCCUAAGACAUGAAAGAACUCACACUAGAGAGAAACCUUAUGGAUGUAACCAAUGCGGUAAAGCCUUUGCACAUAUCAGUAGUGUCCUGAGACAUCAAAGAACUCACACUGGAGAGAAACCUUAUGAAUGUAAGCAGUGUGGUAAAUCCUUUGCACAGAACUGUAAUCUCCUAAUACAUGGAAGAACUCACACUGGAGAGAAACCUUAUGAAUGUAACCAAUGUGGAAAAGCCUUUGUUCGUAAAAGUCAUCUCUUAACACAUGAAAGAAUUCACACUGGAGAGAAACCUUAUGAAUGUAACCAAUGUGCUGAAACUUUUGCAUGUAACAGUAGUCUCAUGCUACAUAAAAGAACUCACACUGGAGAGAAACGUUAUGAAUGUAAUCAAUGUGGUAAAGCCUUUACAUGUAAAAGUCAUCUCGUGGUACAUAAAAGUGCUCACACUGGUGAGAAACCUUAUGAGUGUAACCAGUGUGGAAAAGCCUUUGCAAAGAACAGUCAUCUCCUAAUACAUGGAAGAACUCACACUGGAGAGAAACCUUAUGAAUGUAACCAAUGUGCUAAAACUUUUGCACGUAACAGUAGUCUCCUGGUACAUAAAAGAACUCACACUGGAGAGAAACCUUACGAAUGUAACCAAUGUGGUAAAGCCUUUGUACAUAAAAGUAAUCUCUUAACACAUGAAAAAACUCACACUGCAGAGAAACCUUAUGAAUGUAACCAAUGUGCUAAAACCUUUGCAUGUAACAGAAGUCUCCUAGUACAUAAAAGAUCUCACACUGGCGAGAAACCUUACCAAUGUAACCAAUGUGGUAAAGCCUUUGCAUGUAACAGUGAUCUCCUAAGACACGAACGAACUCACACUGGAGAGAAACUUUAUGAAUGUAACCAGUGUGGUAAAGCCUUUGCUUGUAAUAAUGAACUCCUAAGACAUGAAAGAACUCACACUGGAGAGAAACCUUAUGGAUGUAACCAAUGUGGUAAAGCCUUUGCAUAUAACAGUAGUGUCCUGAGACAUCAAAGAACUCACACUGGAGAGAAACCUUAUGAAUGUAAGCAGUGUGGUAAAUCCUUUGCACAGAAUUGUAAUCUCCUAAUACAUGGGAGAACCCACACUGGAGAGAAACCUUAUGAAUGUAACCAAUGUGGUAAAGCCUUUGUUCGUAAAAGUCAUCUCUUAACACAUGAAAGAACUCACACUAGAGAGAAACCUUAUGAAUGUAACCAAUGUGCUAGAACUUUUGCAUGUAAUAAUAGUCUCAUGCUACAUAAAAGAACUCACACUGGAGAGAAACAUUAUGAAUGUAACCAAUGUGGUAAAGCCUUUACAUGUAACAGUCAUCUCGUGGUACAUAAAAGUGCUCACACUGGAGAGAAACCUUAUGAAUGUAACCAAUGUGGUAAAGCCUUUCUACGUAAAAGUAAUCUCUUAACACAUGAAAGAACUCACACUGGAGAGAAACCUUAUGAAUGUAACCAAUGUGCUAAAACCUUUGCACGUAACAAUAGUCUCCUGGUACAUUAUAGAACUCACACUGGAGAGAAACCUUACCAAUGUAACCAAUGUGGUAAAGCCUUUACAUGUAACAGUAGUCUCAUGCUACAUAAAAGAGCUCACACAGGUGAGAAACCUUAUGAAUGUAACCAGUGUGGUAAAGCCUUUCUACGUAAAAGUCAUCUCUUAACACACGAAAGAACUCACACUGGAGAGAAACCUUAUGAAUGUAACCAAUGUGGUAAAACCUUUGCAUAUAACAGUAGUCUCCUGGUACAUAAAAGAACUCACACUGGAGGGAAACGUUAUAAAUGUCACCAAUGUGGUAAAGCUUUUACAUUUAAGAGUAAUCUCCUGCUACAUAAAAGAGCUCACACUGGAGAGAAAUUUCAUGCAUGUAACUAGUGUGUUAAAGUCUUUGCAUGUAACUGUGUCCUUCUACGACAUAAAAGAAUUCAUACUGGAGAGAAACCUUAGGAAUGUGAUGAAUGUCACAAAGCCUUUACACAGAGCAGUAUUCUAAAAGAUAAGAGAACUCACACUGGAGAUUAACCUUAUGAAUAUAACCAAUGUGGUAAAUAAAGCCUUUCCAUGUAACAGUAAUCUCUGAAAACAUAAGAGAACUCAUACUAGAGAGAAACCUUAUGACUGCAACCACUGUGCUAAAACCUUUGCAUGUAACAGUAGUCUCCUGGUGCAUAAAAAACUCACACUGGAGAGAAACCUUACAAAUGUAACCAAUGUGAUAAAGCCUUUACAUGUAGCAGUAGUCUCAUGCUACAUAAAAGAGCUCACACUGGAGAGAAAUCUUAUGAAUGUAAUUAGUGUGAUAGAGCCUUUGUAUGUAAAAGUCAUUUCUUAACACAUGAAAGAACUCACACUGGAGAGAAACUUUAUGAACGUAACCAAUGUGGUAAAUAAAGCCUUUGCAUGUAACAGUAAUCUCUGAAAACAUAAGAGAACUCAUACUGUAGAGACACCUUAUGAAUGCAACCAAGGUGGUAAAGUCAUUACAUAUAACAGUGUCUCCUAAUACAUAAACUCACACUGGAGAGAAACAUUAUGGGAUGUGUCCUAUGUGUAAAGCCUUUUGCACAAAACAGUCAUUUCCUUAUAUAGACUUGCUCUUCUUCCUGAAGAUACCUGAUAAAAGAGGAUCAGAUGAAUUGGGAGGAGGUCCCCCCAUCAGUGGACUUGGAAAGGGGCAUGGUG
This is a messenger RNA of Meriones unguiculatus (Mongolian gerbil), 3492 nucleotides long. RefSeq names its product zinc finger protein 431-like. The record is from RefSeq and is a predicted model, not a curated record. The transcript is spliced from 5 exons. Bases 220 to 2685 code for a protein of 821 amino acids. Gene Ontology annotation, biological process: regulation of DNA-templated transcription. NCBI's taxonomy places the organism in Eukaryota, Metazoa, Chordata, Mammalia, Rodentia, Muridae.